AUGGCAAACACAGUGCAGCAAUAUCUAUCGAUAUGCACCAUCCCUAUUGGUCCACGGCAGCUAGAAAGUAGCAAUGGCAUCAGUUUGUCAACAAAUUGGCGUCAACGAAAUCGCUGGAAAAAAAAUGUGAGAAGGAGCAGAAAAGAAUUUCCAGAGAAGGAUCCGGAUUCAGUUGUGAGGGACCUUCUAUCUAUGAUUGGUUCUGCACACGAAUCGCCAGCUAUUCCUGGCAACAUAUCAGAGGAAGGUAAGGAUUUUCUCCGGUGUUGCUUUGCAAGGAAUCCUGCACGGAGAUCAACAGCAAGUGAGAUCCUGGAUAACAAGUAUGUGAUGGCAUUUAAGGAAGAAGGAGAGAGAAAGGGUAGUGAAGGAGAGGAGGUCUUGAAUCCUGAAAGGUUCAGUUUACCACUGUCUUCAACUUAUGAGGCGAGGACAUCUUUGUAUCUCUGGAGCAUUCUUCACCCGGUUCCCUUUUAG
Molecule: messenger RNA, 477 nt
Organism: Populus euphratica (Euphrates poplar)
Lineage: Eukaryota; Viridiplantae; Streptophyta; Magnoliopsida; Malpighiales; Salicaceae
Exons: 2
Coding region: 1-477 (158 amino acids)
Source: RefSeq, a predicted model, not a curated record